Armigeres subalbatus is the source of this 3288-nucleotide messenger RNA. Its product is annotated as zinc finger protein hangover-like. Lineage: Eukaryota; Metazoa; Arthropoda; Insecta; Diptera; Culicidae. Bases 45 to 1007 code for a protein of 320 amino acids. Gene Ontology annotation, cellular component: nucleus. The transcript has 3 exons. The record is from RefSeq and is a predicted model, not a curated record. Gene Ontology annotation, molecular function: zinc ion binding.
AAUUAUUAAAAUAAAUACAGCCGAGGCGCCGAAAAUUCAAUCAAAUGGACAGAUAUUGUCGUACUUGCUAUCGCACGAACGCAGUCCGAAAGUUCGAUAUCAAUACCGUAUCACAGGUGACGAAUGAGCGAAUUGGAGAUAUGGUUAUCUACUGCCUGCAGAUAGAGAUCAACCCGUACGAUCUGCUUCCGCAGACAAUUUGCGAAGCUUGCCUAAAUUCCUUGAAUGCAAUGUUUUUGUUCCGAAAGCGUUGCUACAACUCGGAUACAGAAUUGAAAAAAAUACUGAAGUAUGCACCACCUGAACAUGUCACAACAGUCGUACCCAACAUGGAACACGAGCUGGAUCUCAUAGAUGCCAUGAUUCCAAUUUCAACAGAAAGCCAGUCCAUUGAAAACAUAGAUUCUUGUUCUAAAGAACAAAAUUCUUCCAGUAAAACCGACCAGCCUGCACCGCACAUCGACACUCUAGAAACAACUUCAGAAACAUCCCACGUUGAUAAUCUUUCGGAGAAUCCCGUCGUAGUGGAGAGGUACACCCAGAAACUAUUUGAAUGUGAACAAUGCGACUACAGAUCAUCCUUCAAGUGCAAUGUAAUUCGUCAUCAGCAGUGUAGGGAUCACAUCGGCAUUAGGAUUACGAUUCCCAGCGGCAAGACUCCCUUGAAAGCCGUCAAGAAAUUACAAUGCUGCGAUGAAUGUGGUUUUCAAACCUUUAUCCGAUCCAACCUGUUAAGCCAUCAGCGGGUCUGGAAGCACACUAUGUGCAGCACAAGAGACGUCGAAGUGAAACGGAUCCUCGAGAAGUGUCCCACCUGUCCGCACUGUGGAGUACAACGGGCCAACCUACAGGCCCACAUGGCUCAAUGGUGUAAAGUGUUACGCGGGAGGAAGAAACAGCAUCCUCCUGUCAUCGUCAAUCAACCGUCUGAAAAUACAUCAACCGACGAAGUCCCUGCAAUUGAAAUGAAGUUUGAAAUCGACGAUACUAAUGGAAUGGUUAGUUGAAUAUGAACGAGUUCUUAAUUAGUUCAUGGUCUUGAGAUGCGUGACGAUUGUCGUUUCAUACAAAAUCUUUUUAAAAAUAUAUACAAAAAGCGCGACAUUUAAAUUAGUUUUUUCAUGUGAUUCAUGCAUUUUAUACAACUUAAGUAUUGUAUGAAUAUAGUCUUUUAAACAUUACACCAAAAGAUUUUUUUUUCUAAAAUUAGUGCAGUCUAAACGGUCAAAAUUUCGUUGCGACAUACGGGAUUAAAUUAGAAAUGUUUCCAAAAAAUGUUAAACAAAUAUUGUUUGUUCACCAACGUGUUUAAAUUUACCAUCGUAGAUCGUGUCCUUUUUUGUUUAAAAAUUGUUCUUAGGUCACAAAAAAACAUUUUUAAAAUAACUUCCUAUAAUGCUUCGUUUAGACCUACAACUCAUCAUCACUCAUAUGCCAAACGUUUUCCAGAUGUCGCUUCGGAGUUUUUACUUUGCGAAUAUUUUUGUUUGGGAGUCAGAUUACCGGUCAUUGUUUAUAAUGGCUUUUCAAAUACUAACAAUUCCACCAGUUUUGUGAUGUUUUUUAAGUCGUUCAGCUCGUGUCCGCGCCGAUUUCACGCAAUGCAUACUACACUAAAAGUAAUUUUCAAUAUUGUGUACCGUGAAGUACUCUAAUUUCGCGCACUUAAGAUCUGACAAAGUUAAAACGUUCAUUAAAAAACAUGUAGUGGCCAUUUGGAAACAUUUGCUACUGCAUCACGUAGUAGAAGGAUUCUAGGUUCUCAAAAAAAUGUUACUUGCAAAUUUUGCUGCUAUUUAAAAAAAAUUGGAGUAUGAAUCCGAGACCGUUGUAUGCUCCUUAUUUCGCGCAAGAAAAUAGGAUAGUUCCUAAUUUCGCGCAAAAGUGUUCCUAACUUCGCUCAUGUUUGGAAUUGAAUAUCGUUAUUGGUUUGAUGAAAUAUAAUCAAUUAACCAAUAGAAGCAUGCAUCCAUUGUUCAAAAUAUGCAGAUAACGGUAUCAGACAGCCGUCAGUGACCCAUUCUUUAAUCGAAAUGGUAUGUGCCUAUAUUUCGACCCUGGAGCUUUGCUUAGAUUUUACUUCAUGCAUUUUAGUUGACACAAGUCAUAACUCCUAAAAUAUCGUUUGCUUAUGAAAUAUGUACCAUAUUUUAAGAAAAAAGGCAUUGUGUAACAAUGUUCAGCUGGUGUAUGAAAAAAGUUUAAAUUUUCGAGACGUCAUGAAAGAACUUCUUAAAUUCCGCUAUCUCUUACAUAGGACAUCUUCAAAUAUGUGUUUUAUUCAAGACAUUUUCAAUAUUAUAUACAUUAUCGAAAAAGCUGCUGUAAUUUUAUCUUAAGUUUAGCAUCAUUUUACACAUCGCACAUUUUAGCAUAAUUUCACACAUCGGAUUAGAUAGCUAUUGCAGGCACUGAUCUAUAAGAUUUUUCAAGUCAACAUGUCGGUGGUUAUCCGCCUGAAAAUUAGAUAAAAAGCGUAUGGGAAUGAACUUUUCGGGUUCUAUUCAGUGUGAAACUGUCCUGUGUAUUAUAUUGCUUUUGUUUAAUUAGAAUGUUGCAAAUGAAACUACGCAACAACAAUAAACGAAAUUAGGCACCAUAAUUACUCUCAUAUACCUAAUUUCGUUCACAAAGCGAAAGUCUAAAUAAACACAAAAUACAUAAAAUUUUACACUUUUCAAUAGUAAUGACGAAUAAACAUAUCUAACAGAGCAUAAUGGAUACAAAUAUUUCCAAAAAGUAGCCAGUUUUGUACAAUAAAAUCAUUUGCUUACUUGGGUCAUGUUCUUCGUCGCUGUGCUAAGCACAAGCAAAUAUGGCGGUCGAUGGGAGGAUCAAAUUGAAAUAAUUUUAUUUGGUGUACUAAACCAAGUUUGUUUUUCAAUUUUUUUCGUGAAAAACAUUCAACAACAAUGAUAUUUUGUAAUCCUCCAGAUUUUUCAAUUUUGACUGGUACCUAAAAAUUGAAAACAAUAAAUGAUUUUAUAAUGCGCGAAGUUAGGGCGCGCGCGAAAUUAGGGCACAUCACGGUACAUCAUUAUGCUUUUAACAUUUUGGUGUGGAUGGUACUACGUUGGAUUUAAGUUACUCUUAGAUAAUACAUGGUAUGUUGAACUAAACCAAUAAACACGUUAUUGGAAUUAAUUUAAGGUUAUUAUUCUAUUGCUUUCAGCAUUUUUAAAUAAAAACAUAAUAAUGCUUACACAGAUUUGUUACACAACUAGACAAUAAAACAAGUUGAUCUGUACUUUCUUUCGGUCAAAAAGUAAAUUUGAAAAGCAAAACAAA